CGGGUGAAUUAGGUAGAUCCGUGAACGACUUAACCCUGCAAAAGACGCGCUCGGUGUGCACUCGGUGAGCGUCCGGCGUUCGACUGUGAACGCACUCCUGAGUUUGAUUGGUUUUCAACAGUGAUAAUCGGCUCGGAGAACUCAGAUCAAAAUACCGAACGCACGGUAUAAUAGUAGGCUAUGUUUUUUGCAACCAAUAGGAAAAGAGCGUAGCAUUUGUUUGAAUUUGACAGUUUUGUUGAAGUUUCGAUUCGAAGUUUUUAAAUGUUGCGAUUCUUUGCGUACGUUCCUACGGUACUUUUCUGGAUAGUUUCUUGCUUUUUCAAUUAAGAAAAAAAAACUGGAAAAAUCUCCAGGUUCCAGAAUCAUGAGCACCACUAGCGCCUGCAUCGAAUUUCCAAGUAUAAUCAUAAACCGCCUCGAAGUGCAAAAUGCUAUUAAAACAUUUGAGCUCUCCAAAAAACAUUUAAAGAGAGUUACUAAAUUAGCGUUGCUUAACAUUAUCAAUAGACGAAUUCAGAUACCAGACAACGAAUUUAUUGAGAAACUUGCUUUCGAUGAAGUCCCUUAUUUCGUUUUCAAAAGAAAAAGCCAGAAUAGAUUUAUUAUAGCCCACCACAAGUAUGGCACGGGAGUACUAGAUGCUCUGGAGAAAGGAUUUCUAAGGCAAUGGGAUUUGAUUAUUGUAAGAAAAAGCACUAGGGAACCUCUAGAGAGCUACAGUUUCAAAUAUAAAUACAACUUUGAAAACGAAGGAGAAGCCGGAACUAGGGAUCCAGAAAAAGUUCGUGCAGCUUUGCUUCACAUGUUGGAUGUUAUAAAGCGUUUGCCAGGGGAUAAAUGGCCAGAAAGUGAGGUUGACCUAUUAUGCGACAUUUUUUAUCAAGAAAAUACUCCAACUACAUAUGAGCCACCUCAUUUCCGCCCCAAUACAGAACUUAAAUCAUUGGACCAUUAUUUUAUUCACGUUUUGCCUAUGGGUAGAAUAAAUACCGGCUUUCACAAACUUAUUGGAGAAGGCAGAGGAUGGAAUUUUGAGCCGCAGAUGAUGGCUACUUCCACGCCAAAUCCAGUAACGACGGAACAGGAACCUAGGGAUGAGGAAGAACCACAGCCUAUGAAAAUGACGCAAGACUCUAUUGAGAAGAUGCCAGAAUUUAUGGAAGAGGAGCCAGAAUCUCUGGAGAUUGAGUCCCCAGCAACUAAAAAGCUACAAAUAAUAAACAACAAACGUAGUACUAUUGAUCCAAUCGUCGAAAAUUCUUCUAAGAAAGCUAAAUCGCUGUUGAACGAAUCUAUAGAUGGUAAAAAUCCAGAGAUCGCAUCAGUGUUCAGCCAAGAUCUUGAAAAUUGCGUCUGUGAAUGGAGGAACCUAGACCACACAUUUCAAUUGAUAAACUGCAGUAACUGUUCGGAACCAGUUCAUGCAGUUUGCAAUGGCUACUUUUAUUCGAAGGCGAUUGAUAAAGAAACUUUCAUUUGCCUCACUUGCAGUUCAAUAAAUAAGCCGAAUAAGUCCCGAGCUCACUUAAGAUUGGUCCUUUAUGGAACUUACUACGAUGAUAGGGAGCCAGCAGUUCUCCGCAAUGCAAAAAAAUCUGAAAGAAGGGCUCUCUUGAAUAAGCUGGAAACCUAUGGUAUCAUCCAACCAGACAGCAUACAAAUCGAUGGAAAGGCUCUGGAACGUGCUAUUAUGAGAAAUUUUAUUGAUUUACAGAACUCAGCACAUCUACAUCCGUAAUUUCAUUAUAUUUCUUAUUUGUUUUCACUAUUCGUUACUCGUUAGGUUAAAUGACACGACAUAGAGUGUCGAAGUAGGUACUAGUUUCAUUGUUUUAAAAAAAAAAAGUUUAGCUAAAAUAAUGUGUUAAGUUUCAUUGACUUUAUCGUUCUUGUUUUCAAAAUAUUUUAUAUCUAGUGUUUAGUAUUAUAUUAUUGUAGUUGUAACAAUAACAAUCGUUCGUUUUUUCGAUGUUGAGAAAUUGUUGUUAAAUGAGUCUUAUCCAGAUUGUAAGAAGGCGUCCAGAAACGAGACAUUCUUGCCUGAUAGAUUUGCCUAUUUACCCCAAUUCCAUGGGGUUAUUAAUUAAUGAUAUUACUUAGCAAUCUUCUAAAUAGUUACUACAUUGUUAUUUUCAAUAAAACUUUUAUAGA
Ceutorhynchus assimilis (cabbage seed weevil) is the source of this 2154-nucleotide messenger RNA. Lineage: Eukaryota; Metazoa; Arthropoda; Insecta; Coleoptera; Curculionidae. The record is from the annotation of a GenBank genome assembly.